Molecule: messenger RNA, 816 nt
Organism: Seminavis robusta
Lineage: Eukaryota; Bacillariophyta; Bacillariophyceae; Naviculales; Naviculaceae
Source: the annotation of a GenBank genome assembly
AUGUCUUCUUCUACUGAUGCUGAACCUGCCGCAAAGAGGCAGAAACUGCCUCCUCCUUCUGAUUCGGUAUCAGUUGUAUUCAUGGAUCAACACGAUAUCUGGAUCCAGAUCCUCGCCUUUGUGGGCAUGGGGCACUACGCCUUUGUUGGAAGUGUCAGCAAAAAGCUGAAUCACUUGUACAAGGUAUAUUGUGCUUCGGUCCAGAAUCCUCCAAAGGUGAAGGAAUACAAUGACGACACAGAAGAGUGGGACAAGUUCUCGGCAACCGCCACCGAUACAUUCUAUCGUGUUGCGCUUUGCAAUGUGCCCUCUGCUAAAUUCUGGCACAGUGACAAUUCAAGCAGCAAAGCUCCCACCUAUUAUAGUGCUUGCAAUGCAAUUGCCAGAGUUGGUAGUAUUCCUGUUCUACAAUGGGCUCUAGAAUGUGGAUUCCCAUGGGAUUCGUGGACUUGCCGCAUGGCCGCUGCAGGUGGUCAUUUUGAAUUGCUAAAAUGGGCACGCGAGAAGGGAUGCCCCUGGGAUGAAAAAACUUGUGCUGAAGCGGCUCGGUAUGGCUAUUUUGACAUUCUGAAAUGGUCUCGCAAGAAUGGCUGCCCAUGGGAUCAUUGCACGUUGUCUCUUGCUGCUGAAGAGGGUCAGUUUGAAAUCCUGAAAUGGGCCCAUGAGCAUGGUUGCCCAUGGAAUCACAUGGCUUGCUGUUUGGCUGCUCGAUAUGGUCACUUGGAAAUCCUCAAGUGGGCCCGUGAGAAUGGAUGCCCAUGGGACAGUAGCAUGUGCUCCUUUGCGGCAGAGAUGGGCCACUUGGAGAUUAAAUAG